AUGCAAAUUUAUGAAUAAAAAUACUUGACUUUCAUUUCAUUUGAGUGAGCGAAUUGAGAGUAAAUUUUCUUAUUUAUCUCUGUAUUUUAGAUUUUGCCAACUUAAGUAGUGCUUAUUUUAGGUCUUACCAACCUAAGUAAUGCUUAUUGACUUUUGUAUCUUAGAUGAGAUUGAAUGGUUAUUUCCACAACGGCAGCAAAACCGUUCUUUUGUUGCGAGCUUUCAGGAGGAUAAUCGCAGCACCAACAAAUUAAUCAAUUUGUUGCAGAUAUUAUGCUGCCGUUGGUCUUCCAAGAUGCUGCCGCAGAUCUCCACGAUGCUGCCAAGGUGCUAUAAAUACCUAAUUAUAAGAUCAAGCAAAGGAUCGACAUCUCACACAACAGACUCAGCACAACUUCUCUUUAUACUCAGAUUCAUCUUAGUUUCAAGCCCUUUAAUUUAAUUUUAGCUCUACGCUUCAACCUAGAUUAGUUUAGCAAUUCGGUUUUUCUUUUGUCGAAUUUGUAAUGGUGAGUUUCGCUGCCUUCAGUAAUAUUUCUUUGUAAUCGGAUUGCUUCCUUUCCUUUAUAUUUGUUUUCCAGAUUUCCUUUAAUUUAAUCAAAUGAUGUCGACAUU
Molecule: messenger RNA, 615 nt
Organism: Rubroshorea leprosula
Lineage: Eukaryota; Viridiplantae; Streptophyta; Magnoliopsida; Malvales; Dipterocarpaceae
Source: the annotation of a GenBank genome assembly